Molecule: messenger RNA, 1993 nt
Organism: Orbicella faveolata
Lineage: Eukaryota; Metazoa; Cnidaria; Anthozoa; Scleractinia; Merulinidae
Product: retinol dehydrogenase 13 pseudogene
Source: RefSeq, a predicted model, not a curated record
AGUUUAACCCCGAAAUCAGAGUUUAAACGUCUGAUCCUCGCAGACCGGUUAGUUCUCAGAAGGCCAGUGAAGUGGUAGAACAGAAAAUUUAACUGCCACCUAAAAAUACCGCAUUUUUACUUUACUUUUAGCCAGGAGCGUGUUUUGGCUUAGAUUUGAAAUCAGCAAAGUUUACGGAUAGCCAUAAUAAUAUAAAUGGGCCCGGCUGAGAAAUCACCGAUUUUUUAACUGAGAACCGUUAUUCAAACACCUCUAUAAAGACCCCAUCUCACGGUAAUCGGUCAAAACGGAACUCACUUCGUUAGAUAUGGGAAAGUUAUACAAAGAGUCAGUGAUGACGUAAGCUCAUUUAGGGGAAUCCUCCCGUUUUUAUUUAUUACCUAAUGGCCAAAAACGAAACGUACAUUAAUUUAAUACGGGGGAAUCCCUUCUGUAGACGGUAUUUAUAACCUUUAUCACGUGAUCACUCACAGGAUUUACUCUCAGCUCCUUGAAUAUUGCUAUCAGUGCUCACAGUGAAAGGAGAAAACUGUGAAACCGCAUCGCUCACUCGAGAUAGUAAGGAAAGAUAAAUGAUGGAUCAGCUCUUGUGUCACUACAAACAACUUCUGAGAAUAACGUGACACACCUGAGUAAACUUUGUGAAUAUUUCACUUUGUAGAGGAAGAAGGAAUCGGGUCAUUAUUGAAGAGCUUCAGAAAACCACUACGGCAACACAGAACUAAAACUUAAAAAGAAACCACACAAAAACGCUUUGCACAUAAUAAUUUCAACCUUUGUGCAAUUAUUAGCUGUGCUCUAUAAAACAACCACGUAAAAUAACGCAAUAAAUUAUUUUUUCAGAGAAUUGUGUUUUUUGUUUUAGAAAGUGAAGGAUGUUAUGUUUCCGAAGAUGAAAUGAAUAUCUUGCAUGACUAGGACUGAAGUCCGACAUUGACUCAAGAAAUCUUGGUUCUCUAGCAUCAUUUUUCUGUCAGAUGAAAACUGAAAGAUUUAUAGGAAAUUGCGUGAAAAUCAAACCUGUUGAGUGUUGAGAAGGUAUGUAAAUUGUGUUUGUUGACUUGAACUACAAAUGAAAACUGAAACACGAUAUAUGGAAAAUGAGAUCAUAAACGCGCAGAUAACCGUUGUUAUGGCAACCAUUACUUUUUACUUUUUAUUUACUUUAUUUUUGUUUUGUUUUAUGGCAACUUUUAAAAGUUGGGGGCGCAACGAAGCGUCACGUAGUGACUGUGUCACGUAACCGCUGUUGCUUGUAUUGCGUGAUGUUGUUUGUUCGCUUUGCAAAGGAACCUUGGGUUGUUUACAUAAUUUAUUCGAGAAGCUGACUCACCCAGACAAACAAUUGAUCAACAUGGCGGUUCCACUAGCAAUCGGUGCAGCGGCAGUUGCAGUCCUUUAUGCCGGGAAAAGAUACUUCCAAGGUGGCCAGUGCCACAGCACCAAACGCCUUGACGGAAAAACAGUUGUUAUCACUGGCGGUAAUACCGGCAUCGGCAAAGAAACUGCAGUGGAUUUAGCCAAGAGAGGAGCGAGAGUGAUCAUCGGCUGUCGCAACCUAGAGAAAGGCAAAGCAGCACUCAAGGAAAUACAAGAGCGAACUGGAAGCACAGAUGUCUUUCUUGAAAAGAUCGACCUGGCCUCUUUAGAUUCAGUCCGCAAGUUCGCUAAGAGUAUCUUGAAGAGCGAGCGUCGCCUUGACAUCCUGAUCAACAACGCUGGUGUGAUGGCUUGCGAUUAUCAGAAGACCGAGGAUGGAUUUGAAAUGCAGUUUGGAACCAACCACCUUGGCCAUUUUCUGCUAACGAUGCUGCUCCUUGAUUUGAUCAAAAAAUCGGCGCCGAGUCGCAUCAUCAACGUGUCUUCUUUAGGGCAUUCAAUGGGCUCUGGGAAGAUAAACUUUGAUGACAUCCAUUGGGAGAAGACUUACAGCGCUUGGCCAGCCUAUUACAACAGCAAGCUUGCAAACGUGCUUUUCACCCGAGAGCUGAGC